Molecule: messenger RNA, 1659 nt
Organism: Chaetomium globosum CBS 148.51
Lineage: Eukaryota; Fungi; Ascomycota; Sordariomycetes; Sordariales; Chaetomiaceae
Exons: 4
Coding region: 1-1659 (552 amino acids)
Biological process (GO): lactate catabolic process
Cellular component (GO): mitochondrion
Molecular function (GO): D-lactate dehydrogenase (NAD+) activity; D-lactate dehydrogenase (cytochrome) activity; FAD binding
Source: RefSeq, a predicted model, not a curated record
AUGUCUGCAACCCGAUUUACCAGGGCGGCGAGGCCCCUCAGCCGAUCCCUGGCCCCCUUCAACGCCCCCCGCGCCGCAGCCCGGCAACGGUUCACCACAACGUCUACUCGGCGUGCCGCUCCUGGCAACGGCGAGGGCCCCCGGGCUGCAUCAACAUGGCCGUUCCCGGUCGUCUUUGCCGCCACCGCUGCUGCCGGUCUGCUGGGUUGGGGUGCGUCCGAAAUCCGGCACCAAGGCUUCCCUGGCGCCGUGCUUCUUGACGGCACGUUUGCCGCGCCUGCCUAUGCAAGCGUGCGGGGGAUGGAACAGGCUUUGGACGAGAUUCGCCAAGAAAUCGGAGACGAGGACAUUAUCUCCAUUGAUCCCGAGGACUUGCACUCCCAUGGAUACUCCGAGUGGUCUACAGUCAAUCCGGAAGGGCUGCCAGUCGCCGUGGCCUAUCCGCGGUCCACGGAGCAGGUAUCGAUCAUCGCACGCAUCUGCCACAAGUACUGCGUCCCCAUCAUCCCCUAUUCAGGGGGCUCGAGUCUCGAGGGGAACUUUUCGGCUCCGUUUGGUGGCAUCAGCGUUGAUUUUGCCUAUAUGGAUAAGAUCAUCCAGUUUAACAAGGAUGAUAUGGACGUCGUCGUGCAACCGAGCAUCGGCUGGCAAGACCUGAACGAGCAACUCUCGAAGAUGGGCGCUGGGCUCUUCUUCCCCAUCGAUCCUGGCCCGAGUGCUAAGAUCGGCGGCAUGAUUGGUACUAACUGCUCCGGCACCAACGCUGUCAAGUACGGAACGAUGAAGGACUGGGUCAUCAACCUGACGGUCGUGCUUGCUGACGGCACCAUCAUCAAGACAAGGCGGCGGCCGCGCAAGUCGUCAGCGGGCUACAACCUCAACGGUCUAUUUGUUGGUUCCGAGGGCACUCUCGGACUGGUCACCGAGGCAACGGUGAAGCUCGCUGUCAUCCCCGAGGAGUUUUCUGUGGCGGUCGUGACCUUCCCUUCGAUUCGGCACGCUGCCUCCGCUGCCGCUGAGGUGAUGCAGACCGGUAUCCCCGUGGCCGCCAUGGAGAUUAUGGACGAGGUCCAGAUGAAGGUUGUCAACAUGGGAGGGGCUACCGCACCGAGAGUUUGGAAAGAAAUGCCGACUCUCUUCUUCAAGUUUUCUGGGACGAAAGCUGGUGUAAAGGAGAACAUCGGGCUGGUGCAGAAGAUUACCAAAUCCAACAAGGGAAGCAACUUUGAGUUCGCCAAGGACGCCAGGGAACAGAAGCUCCUUUGGUCUGCCCGGAAGGAGUCGCUGUGGUCUAUGCUUGCAUUACGCAAAGAGGGCGAGGAAGUUUGGAGUACCGAUGUUGCCGUACCAUUCAGCAGGCUUGCGGAUAUCAUCGAAGUCAGCAAGAAAGAGAUGGAUGAUCUGGGCCUAUUUGCCAGUAUCCUAGGCCACAUUGGGGAUGGAAACUUCCAUGAGAGCAUCAUCUACAAUCGACAGGACCCGAAGGAAAGGGAAAAGGUUGAGAUUUGUGUGAAAAACAUGGUCAAGCGAGCGCUAGAGAUGGAGGGCACCUGCACCGGUGAACACUCAAUUGGUUGGGGCAAAAAGGAAUCACUUGUCUGGGAGGUUGGACAAGACACCCUGGGAGUCAUGGUCAGUUUCAAAAACCGCCUUGAAUGA